This is a messenger RNA of Phaeoacremonium minimum UCRPA7, 1164 nucleotides long. Its product is annotated as putative het and ankyrin domain protein. Bases 1 to 1164 code for a protein of 387 amino acids. The transcript has a single exon. NCBI's taxonomy places the organism in Eukaryota, Fungi, Ascomycota, Sordariomycetes, Togniniales, Togniniaceae. The record is from RefSeq and is a predicted model, not a curated record.
AUGGCAGCAAAUAAGCCACAGCAUGCCGAGCACGCUGAUCGUCGUGGUGCGAGGGGCCUGAAGCGAAGCGCAGACCUUAUGCUUGAUGGCCCCAAAGACGACAGCUCCAGCGACGAGGAGGAUGUGUUGCUCUUCGGCCCACAGCCGCACAAGUCGGCUCGCAUCGACACAGACCAUCCGCUUCAGGCACGCGUGCCAAAUUUGGUGACUUUGGGCCUCCAGGCGUGGGAAAAAGAGAAGGCAGCAACUGGUUCCGACGCAAGCACGGGGUCAUAUUCUAGGACGCCUGCACAGCGAGUGCCGAAGAAGAUUCUCGAAGCACUCUCGCAGAACAUCCGCCGGCUCCAGUGUGUGGAGCAUGCCAGCUCGGACGGAGCGAGUCGCUCUGGCUGUGACGAUUCCGCCGAGGCGUACACGGCCAAGUCCGACCCCGAGAGGCCCGACACGGUCGUCAUCUCAGCCAAGCACGGGACGGCGCCAUUCGACCUCAUGGCGUGUCCUUACUACAGGUACGACCCAAAGCGGUCCCACAGGUGCGGGUGGGACCUGGAGAUGGGCAACACGCGCAUGGUCAGACAGCAUCUCAUCGUCGACCACCGCGUGCCGAACCAUUGUCCGAGGUGCUAUGAGAAGUUCGGCAGCGAAGUGGCCCGCAAUCAGCACGUCGCGCUCCGGACUUGCGAUCUCCGUGAUCCGCCAGCGGGCUUGCUCGUAGGCGUGUCGGAGGACCAGACACAGGAGCUCUUGCGGUGCGGCCGCCGAAUGCCGAGGGCCUCGCGGGGGCGACAGAACGCGAAAACAAAGGAUGGGAGGGCGAAUCUCGGGCGGAGCGACUCUAGGGUCAGGCUCAGCGAGGAGGACAAAUGGCACGUCAUCUGGAAGGUUCUCUUCCCCGAGACGCCGUGCCCCCGGCGGGCUUACCUGUCGGCACCUGCGGAGCGCGAGGCGGCGGCCCUGCGGCGUUUCUGGAGGAGAGCCGGCCCUGGGCUGGUGGCGGACGACUUGGCUGGCCAGGAGCUUCUGAGGUGGGAGGACACGCGCGAGGAGGCGACACUGGCGGCGCUGCAUGGGUCAGUGCUAGCCGGCAUGAUGGACAGGUCGGGGCUGGUGGUGCGGAUGAUUGAUUGCACCGUCACGGAGGGGAGGCAACAAAAUUGUGCUUGA